This is a messenger RNA of Penicillium cosmopolitanum, 636 nucleotides long. RefSeq lists its product as uncharacterized. The record is from RefSeq and is a predicted model, not a curated record. Bases 1 to 636 code for a protein of 211 amino acids. The transcript has 5 exons. Lineage: Eukaryota; Fungi; Ascomycota; Eurotiomycetes; Eurotiales; Aspergillaceae. Gene Ontology annotation, molecular function: phosphatase activity.
AUGCGGGCCAAAUUCGAAUACGAGGUCUUUUACUCAAUUGAAGUGCAUAUGGGAACCCGCAACAUACUGAAAGCACUACACAUUAGUCCUUCGUUCUCGGACAACCCAGCGGCGAAUACGAAAACGAGCCGCGCACUCGAAUACUUUGAUUUCAUCCAGAUCUUCCCGGCCAACAAAACGCAACAUUUCUCGCACAUUCGGCAGACUAGUGGGGUUGCUUAUGAGGAUAUGCUUUUUCUCGAUGAUGAGGCAUUACAAGUUGUCUGGUUAGGGAUGGGAUGGAGGUUGAUGAGGUUGAUCGCGGGGUUUGGGCUUGGAGGAAGAGGAAUGUCUGGCCCCCCGAACGCUGGCCCUCCAGUCCAUACCAAGAACUGUCCUGGCAGCGGGUCCAUCGUUACCGCACCUAAUGGCAAAAACUACCAAGCCUACUGCAACGAAGGCAUGAGACAAGUCAAACCGAUCGGAAGCCCUGUUAAUUUGAACUCUUUGCAAGAAUAUGUCGAGCGUUGUAGUGUGACUAAAUCCCGCAUUGCAGCCCUUAAACACACGCUGGUGUUUGCCACAUACAUUUCUGGUGGCACACCUACCCCUGGCGUUUAUAACCAACAUGGUGACCUCUACUUUGGGGUGCUAUGA